Molecule: messenger RNA, 4539 nt
Organism: Plasmodium falciparum 3D7
Lineage: Eukaryota; Apicomplexa; Aconoidasida; Haemosporida; Plasmodiidae
Product: tubulin gamma complex associated family protein
Biological process (GO): microtubule cytoskeleton organization; microtubule nucleation
Cellular component (GO): microtubule organizing center; cytoskeleton; spindle pole
Molecular function (GO): gamma-tubulin binding
Source: RefSeq, a predicted model, not a curated record
AUGAAUAAUAUAAAUUUUAGUAAUACGAGCAAUACAAACGGACAUACUUCUAUUUAUAAAGAAAAUUAUGGAAAUAACAAAAUAGGCAUAAAUGAAGGGUUAAUGAAUUAUUCAAAAGAUUCUGAUGAAAUAUAUAAUAAUAAUAAUAAUAAUAAUAUAGGUGAUAUGAACAAGAGGAAAGAAGAAAAUAUUAAAAGUAUAACUCAUUUUGCCAGAUAUUUAUUUUUUAUAGCAAAAAAAAUUGCCUAUUCAAAAGAUAGUCCCAAUAAUAAUUUAUGUUCUGAUGAAGAAAUUCAGAAAUCUUUAGUUAAGCAUUUAAUAUAUAAAUUAAAUAAAAUAUUAUCUUCACUUUUAAAUUUUAAUGUCUUACAAUAUAAUGAAAAUGAAAAAAAUAUAAAACAAGAAAUUGAAUAUGUAUGUUUAAAGAAUAGUAAUAUAACAUUAAAUAAAAUAAGAUACAUGUUAAAAAAACUAGACAACAGUAAUAUAAAUUAUAAAUAUAUUUUAUAUAUAUUAUUAAAGUUAAAAGAAUAUGAUGAUAAAAACCCACCUAGGGUACCAGAAAUGGAUAAUAAAAAUAUAAAUAAUUUAAGCAUUCAUCAUAAUAAUAAUUUUGUACUAAAUAAACAUAUCAAUGAUAAUAAUAAAAAUGUUCAUAAUAUUAAUCACAAUGAUAAAAUAUAUGCAAAUAAUUUACACAAAGCAGAAGAUUCUUCUGUACAUAUCAUAAGAAAUACAAACGAAAAAGUUAAUACGAUAAAAGAACACACAACGAAUAAUACUAAUCUCCCAAAUAAUAUACAUAACAAUUAUAAUUUAAAUAAUCAUAAUAUUAAUAAAGAUGAUACAAACCAUUUUUACCAAAAUAAUUAUGGACAUCAUAAUAAUUCAUUACAUAAUUUUAAUCAAAUAAAACAAGAAGAAUACGAAGAAAAUAAAAAACAUUGUAAAUUAAUAAAUAAAAAUGAUAAUAAAAAUACACUUUCGCUACGUUAUGAAAAAAAAAAUGAAAAUGAUAAUUUUAUAAAUAAUAAUAAAAAUAGUAUCAUUCUUCAUAAAAAUAAUUUAGUAAAUAAAAGCUUAUAUGCAAAUAUUAUUUUAAAUAAUAAAUUUCAUAGUUUAGAUGUCGAAGAAAAUUUCCUUCUAAGAGAUCUUAUAUAUCCAUUGCAAGGCAUAGACGGAGAAUUCAUCAAAUAUAAUAAACGUGAAAAAAUAUUUUGUGUACAGAACAGAAAAGUUAGCUUAGGAAUGCAACAUUUAAUAAACAAUAUUGGUAGCGUAGGUUUGCUAUUCAAAAAAAUUAAAACUUUUAUAAGCUAUUCAAAUGUGGAUCACAGACGAAAAAUAAGCGUGUACGAUGAUAGUGAUAAUAACUCUAGCGAUCUUGACGAUUUUGAUCAUAAUGAUAAACAUUAUUACUAUAAUGAUAUAGGAAAUCAUCCAAAUGGUCAUAGUAAUGAAUAUACAAACAAUGCAUCAAAUAAUCUUCAGCAACUCAAAUUUAAAUUACACAAAGAAAAUUUUAUUCCACACAAUACAGAUAAUGAAAAAACAGAAAACAGAACGUUUGGUGAUAUAUACAAAAGAGGAAAUGCUAAUGACAUGCACAUGAACACGCAAGGUAAUGUAGAUGAUAUUCACAUGAACAUGCAAAGUAAUGUAGAUGACAUUCACAUGAACACGCAAGGUAAUGUAGAUGACAUUCACAUGAACAUGCAAGGUAAUGUAGAUGACUUUCACAUGAACACACAAGGUAAUAUAGAUAACAAUCACAUGAACAGUCAUGUAAAAAAUGGAAAACUGCUAAAUUGUGAAAAUAAAAAGGGUAAUAGUUCAAAACUUCGAAUAAAAAAAUAUAGGAAAGAAGUAUAUAUGGUAUCUAAAAAGGGUAGUUUAGUAAUAGACGCUUUAUAUCAGGUAAUACGUGAAUAUAUGAAUGAGUAUUACAAGUUAUUAUCGUAUAUAGAGAGUGAUAUUAAUGAGCAUAUACAUAAGAACACGGUGUAUAUAGGGAUAAAGAAGUUAUAUUUAUUGUUACAAGAAUCUUAUAAGAUAUUAAGAGUGUUGGUGGGUGUGAUAGAUGAGUCGUUGCGCAAUACAGGUUGUACCUUUUUAUCAUAUUUAUAUUCGAAAUCGCAAACAUAUGAUUAUGAGGAGCAAAAAAUAUAUAAGAAGAUUUUACAAAGAUGUAUAAAGCCAGUAAAUGAAAUAUUAAAGCAUUGGAUUGAGUAUGGGGUAUUGAAAGAUAAGUAUAAUGAGACUUUUAUAGCAUCAAAUAAGAUAGUGAAUUCAGAAGAAAUAUGGUUGAAUAAAUUUUAUUUGAAUGUAAAUAAGAUACCUUUAUUUCUUAGUUUUAGUAUAGCAAAAAAAAUUUUGAUGACAGGCAAAAGUGUGUAUUUGCUUAAUACUUUUAUAAAUAACAAUGUGAUGAAUAAUUAUAUGAAAGGUGCAUAUGUGUAUAAUAAUAGUAGAGAUAAUUAUAUAUCGUCCAUGUUAAAUAGGAAACCAUUAAAUUAUAACAAACAGAUUUUAUUAAAAGGUCAUAAAAAAGAAAAUGGAGAUGAAGAUGAAAGUGAAGAUGAAAGUGAAGAUGACAGUGAAGAAGACGAAAAAAAAAUUGAUUAUAUUAAGAAGAAAGGUAAUAAACAAGUUGAUUAUUUUAAUGAUAUAAAAGCCAAAAGGAAUGGUGAAAAAAAUGAUGAAAUGUAUGAAGAUCCUCAAAGAGGGGUAAAAAAAAAAAAAAAAAACAAACUGGAUGGUAAUAAUAAUAAUAAUAAUAAUAAUAAUAAUUGUGAUUAUUAUAAAAACGAUUCAUUAUAUUAUUCACGUCAUAAGAAUAAGGAGAAAUAUUCAGAAUAUAACGAUGACUAUAAUAUAGAAGAUGAAGAUUAUGAUGAUAAAAAUAUGAUCGAUGUAUUUUCUAUUAAUGAUAUUAGUAUGUAUAUAGAAAAUAUAGAUGAUUAUAUUAAUAAAAUAUCUGAAAAGAAAAAUAAGAAUUUGAUAAAUGUAUUAUUAAAUAAUUAUAAUUUAUAUGAAAAUUUCCAAGCAUUUCGUCAUUUCCUUUUAUUAGUUGAUGGUGAUUUAUUUGAAACAUUAUUUGAUAAUAUGAAAAAUGAUUUAUAUAUGAAUGCUGAAGAAUUAAAAAGACAUUAUCUUAAUAGUAAAUUAGAUUUAUGUAUAAAAUCAUCAUCAUUAUUUACUGAGAAUUCAAAUAUAAUAAAUAAAUUGACACUUGAUAAAUUUAAUAUGAAAAGAGGAGAUACAGGUUGGGAUGUCUUAGUUUUUGAUUAUUUAGUUGAGAAACCAUUAGAUAUAAUAUUUACAAAGAAAAUAAAAAAUAUAUAUAAAAGUAUAAAUAUUUUAUUAAUAAAAUUAAAAAAGAUACAAUGUGAAUUAUCAAAUAUGUGGUAUUUAUUUACACAUUUAUUUAAAAUAAUAAAUAUAAUUUAUUAUAAUUCUUUAUUUAAUUUUUGUAAUAUUAUAAGAAAUGAAAUGUUCCAUUUUGUUCAAAAUAUUUUAUCCUAUUUUUAUUAUGAUGUUAUAGAUACGAAUUGGCAUGCAUUCAAAAAAAAAAUUUUCUUAUGUAAUAACUUAGAUCAAUUAAUAAAAGCACAUUAUAAUUAUAUUACACAAAUACAAUAUGAUUUAUUCUUAGGAAAUUAUCAUGAUCUUAUAUUAUCAGCACGAAGAAAAUAUGACCGUAACAACCAUAAUAAUGAUAAUUCUUAUCAUGUUCUUACGAACACAGAUGAAGGAGAAGCUAACUAUUUAUAUAAUGAUUAUUCUUCUUAUACAAAUACUCCGGAAAAUGAAUACUUGGAUAUGGAAGAAUGUUAUCUAAAUAAUCAUAAUUUAAAUAUGUUCAAAAAUCCAAACCAACAACAACAAAAAUUAACACACCAACGACAAUAUCAAGAUCACGAUCGAGAUGAAGAAGGAAGAGAAAAAAUUGAAUACAAGAGAAAUAUGAAAAAUAAAUAUAAAAAUGAUAAUGAAGAAUAUAUACAUCCGAAUGUAGAAAAUGAAUCACAUAAGUGUUUAAAUAAAAUAUUAGAUAUUAUAACAAGAUUUAUUAAUAUUACAACUUCAUUAGUUUCUUUAAUAUGUGAACAUUAUAAUGAAAUUAAAAAACUCAUACAAGAAAGAAAAGAUAUAGAUAUGGAAGAAAAAACACAUGAAAAAAACAAUCAUAAUUAUAUUAGUGAUGAUUCUUAUCAAAAUCAUGAUAACUAUAUUGAUUACAUUAAUUAUUAUAUUAAUUAUAAAAUUAUAGGAGAACCAACCAUUAAAGAUAUUAAAAUGUUAUUGAAAUAUUAUAGAAAUUAUAUUUAUAAAUUUAUUUGUUUAUUAUUAGGUGAAAAUAAAUUCUUAUACAUGUAUUCUAAAAAUACUAACAGAGAUAAAAUAUCCUCUCUAAGAUUAUUAGCAUCAAGAUUAGAUUUUAAUUUGUAUUAUGUAAGAUUAUCUAAAGGAUCAGAUAGAAAAAUACAUCCUACAAAGCUUAAUAUAUCUAAACGUAUUAAUAUGAUGAACACAUGA